AUCUUAGCUCCACCCAUGUAACACUAACACUACUAGAGGAAGCUAAUAAAAUGUAAUUACGUAUAAACUUCCCUUUUUAAAGCAGCCCCAGGCUCUUAGGCUCAUUCUGUUACAGAGGCUUUUGAAAAGUCCACUACAUCCUUGGUGGUACAGACAGAACCAAACCAACCGACAAGUCAGUGUGCAGUCCUUUCACACGGUGCCGAAGAGACGUUAGCGUUAACUUGUUCCCAUGAUGCUGCUGCUGCUGCUGCUCCAGUUUUCCAUAUGCUGCCUCAUGCCGGGGAACUGUGAACUGGUGACAUCUUUUGAGAACACAUGCCCUCAGUUUUUCUUCAGGGAAACCCCCCCAGAUGAUGCCAUCAAACCUGCCAACCCAGCCCAGAUCUGCCAGCGUUUCAAGAAUCAGUAUCGCUUUGCUACCUUGUAUGACAGGGACAACCGCAUUCCAAUAUACUCUGCAUAUGUGUACCAGCCAGGUUCUGGAAAGAGACCUAAUAGCUGGAUGGUGGAACCCCAGCUGAUGGGUUCAACUUACCAAAAUGAAAUGACAACAGAAUGGAUCCUCUUAAAUGAGAUUGGUGUUGACCAGGGACUGCUUCAAGAGAGCCAGGCUGUCCUCCAGGAUUACAAGAAUCUGGUUAAUUUCAACAGGGGUCACUUGAAUCCCAAUAGUCACCAACCCGACUCUGACUAUAAGGCUGCUACUUUCACUCUGACCAACAUUGUGCCACAGUUUAUGAAUCUCAAUGGUGGAAAAUGGAACAACUAUGAGCAAGAAAUAAUGUUGAGUAGGACCGAAGAGUGUGCUACGACAUAUGUCGUUGUGGGAGUGGUCCCUGGCAACAAUUACAUAGCUGAAGGCAGAGUCAAUAAGCCCAGCUACAUCUGGUCUGCUGCCUGCUGUGAGAUUGACAACAAUCACAGGAAGUCCUGGGCAGUCAUUGCUCCGAAUGACCAGAAUGUGGUCCAGCUGCUCAAUCUGGGGGAGCUAGAGGAGAAGCUGGCUGAACUGUAUAGAAAGGAGGAGAUUCUUCUGUUUCACAGUGACUGUCCCAGACUAUAAAACCCUAACCCCAUUCACUCCCCUCUCCACAAACCCCUUGGAGAAAGGGUUGAGAGCCUUUGCCAGUAGCUGUGUUGUCAUGAGCAUUACAUACUCCUUUUUUGUUUAUUAAAUGUUUGUAUAGCCUUUUCUCCCCAAGCCAA
Pelodiscus sinensis (Chinese soft-shelled turtle) is the source of this 1209-nucleotide messenger RNA. Its product is annotated as endonuclease domain-containing 1 protein-like. The record is from RefSeq and is a predicted model, not a curated record. Lineage: Eukaryota; Metazoa; Chordata; Testudines; Trionychidae. Gene Ontology annotation, molecular function: hydrolase activity; nucleic acid binding; metal ion binding.